Brienomyrus brachyistius is the source of this 1093-nucleotide messenger RNA. RefSeq names its product kelch-like protein 10. The transcript has 2 exons. Gene Ontology annotation, molecular function: protein binding. The coding region runs from base 596 to 958 and encodes 120 amino acids. The record is from RefSeq and is a predicted model, not a curated record. Lineage: Eukaryota; Metazoa; Chordata; Actinopteri; Osteoglossiformes; Mormyridae.
GCGUCUGACUGUUUACCCUCAUUUUCCCCUUGAAAUGGAGUAUUUUACACAGUCAUGAGUUCUCUUUCUCUUCAGAUUGCUGAUUUUAAUCCACAAUUACUAUGUUCAAUACAUUUAAGUAUUUGGAUAAAUGCAUUAUUGGUCUCCAUUAGUGGCACAUUGGGUAGUGCUGUGGUGUCAACUCCAAGACUUGUGAGAUAGAUGAAAUGGUGUUCCCAUGUCAGGUUUCCUUUAUUCUGUUCCUGGGGGAGCAGAAUCCAAAACUCUUUGCAGAUUUCCCUUUUCAAACAGCCAUACUAAACCUGAAAAUUAGCUGAUCAUGGUGUGUUUGAGAAGGGAAAUCUGCAAACUGUGUUCCUCCAGGAACGGGACUGGGGAACCCUGUCAUACACUAUGCAUAGCAUAUACUUUUAUUUUUGAGUCACAAUGAACUUUAUCUGUAACCUCCAAACCCCAGUCAUAUACAGUAUAACGGUCUUCACAGUUAAAUUGGUUUUCAUAGAUAUACAUCUGUGGGGGCCACAAUGGAACAGAGAGCCUAUCUACAGUGGAGUGCUUUGACCCCCUCACUAACGAAUGGAGCUUGAUCACUCCAAUGAGCACUCCCCGUCGCAGCCUUGGAGUCACGGCGUAUAAAGGGAAGAUAUAUGCGGUGGGCGGUAUCAACAGGCCUGAUCACCUGCAGACCAUGGAGGUCUAUGACCCUACCACAAACCGCUGGCAUGCUGUGGCCCCCAUGUCCACACCGCGCAGUGAGUUUGGCAUCGCAGUGGUGGACGACCUCCUAUUUGUGAUGGGCGGCCACGAUGGGUUUGGGGUAACUAACAAGGUGGAGUGCUAUGAUGCGGGGACAGGCAGCUGGUAUCGUGCGCAGGACAUGAGCCGAGCCAGACAGCAUUUCAGCUGCUGCGUAGUGCCUGCGCACCCCCGCAUCAUAGAAUACGCUUCACCUCGUUAGUCCCUAAUGGCCGCCAAGGAGGAGAGAAACCCAUCUGCCCACAACAGCAUGCCCAGUACGUAACCUCAUUUACACCCCCCACCCCGAAUUCUUUCCCUAUAACAUACAUUGAGUUUAUAUAGACACCUCUUUUUU